Hevea brasiliensis (rubber tree) is the source of this 1524-nucleotide messenger RNA. RefSeq names its product probable leucine-rich repeat receptor-like protein kinase At1g35710. Gene Ontology annotation, molecular function: protein binding. The record is from RefSeq and is a predicted model, not a curated record. The transcript has 2 exons. The coding region runs from base 1 to 1524 and encodes 507 amino acids. Lineage: Eukaryota; Viridiplantae; Streptophyta; Magnoliopsida; Malpighiales; Euphorbiaceae.
AUGUCUUCCUCAUUGAAACCACUCUCCAUAUUCCCCCAGUACUACUCUUGUUCAUCCUUACUCCUUUCUUUUCAUUUCCGUGUUUUUGCUUUCCAUGCAACUUCUUUUGCUGCUUUUCAAAAGGAAGUAGAACAAGGGGCAGGAAGCGUUGUCAAUAUUAGCUUUACAGAUUCCGGUUUGAAAGGUACGCUUCAGAGUCUCAGCUUCUUGUCCUUUCCCAAUCUCAUGAAGCUUAAUCUCCGCAACAACUCACUUUAUGGUGCCAUUCCUUCACAAAUUAGUAAUCUUUCCAAGCUCACCAUCCUUGACUUGUCGUACAAUAAUAUCUCUGGAAAAAUUCCAUCGGGGAUAAGCUCACUGGCAAGUCUUAGCAUAUUUUCCCUAGCUGUCAACCAUUUCAAUGGCACCAUCCCCCCAGAAAUUGGCUUUCUUACAUCACUUUCUGGGGUCUUUUUUCAUGAAAAUCAUCUUACAGGCUCAAUCCCUGCUUCAAUGGGAAAUUUGGGCAACUUAACUGAUCUUUACCUCAAUGGUAACCUCCUUUCUGGCUCCAUACCACCAGAGGUUGGAAUGAUGAGAUCUCUUAGCUUGCUAGAUGUGUCGAGAAAAAACUUUAGCGGUGCACUUCCUGCAUCCAUCGGAAACUUAAGCAACUUGGUGUAUCUGUACCUUUCCUAUAAUGAACUCUCUGGUUCCAUCCCAAAGGAAUUAGGAAUGCUUAGAAAUCCUUACACGCUUCAGCUUUCAAGCAAUAAUAUGGUUGGUACAAUCCCUGCCUCCAUAGCAAACCUGAGCAACUUAUAUAGUCUUUGCUUGGAUGGUAACAAUUUUGCCGGUGUCAUACCUCAUGAAGUUGAAAUGUUGACGUCACUCACUGUCCUUGAACUGCAGUACAAUAAUCUUACCGGUGCAAUCCCAAGUUCUAUAGGAAACCUGACAAAGCUAUCAACUCUAAAUCUUGCCUACAACCAAAUUUUUGACAAUAAUCUUGCCGGUGCAAUCCCAAAUUCUAUAGGAAACCUGACAAAGCUAUCAACUCUAAAUCUUGCCUACAACCAAAUUUUUGGUUCCAUACCUAAAGAAGUUGGAAUGUUGACGUCACUCACUAAGCUUGAUUUGCAGUCCAAUAAUCUGACUGGGGCAAUCCCAGCUUCAAUUGGAAACUUAAGAUACUUAUCUUCUCUCUACCUCCGUACUAAUUAUCUUUCUGGAACUCUCCCUUCAAAGAUGGACAAUCUUACUCUCUUAAUUUCAUUUCAAAUAUCUGACAACCGAUUGAUGGGCCAUUUACGUGAAGGUAUAUGCGUUGGUGGAAAACUUCUGUAUGUCGCUGCAGAAGGAAACAAUUUCACGGGCCCUAUCCCAAGAAGCCUGACAAAUUGUAGCAGCUUGUUGAGACUUCGCCUUGAGAGAAACCAACUCACAGGAAAUGUAUCUGAAGAUUUUGGUUUUGGUGCAUAUCCUCACCUGAACUUUUUGGAUUUGAGCGAUAACCAAUUAUAUCGCGAGUUUUCAUGGAAAUGA